AUGGAUGGGAAGAUAGUGAGGGGCGGGCCGAUUUUCCCUGCCGCGGAAAAAUUGCACAUAACUGUGAGAUUUUCCCUUUCUUGUCCCAUUGGCACAACGUUCCCAUUCCUGGCUCCACGAGGGAGCCAAGACUUUGCCACUCUUGGGACAACGUUCCGACGCUGUCUCAUCCGCAUUCCAGAUCCGUUCCGGCUCCGAGAAUGCAUCAGCACCAUUCUCAUUGCAGAUUUCCUGGUGAACGUUCUUGAACCAGCUUCGAAGGUCCUCCUCCGAAAUGCAUGCGAAAGCCUUCCUGAUUCCUUCUGGGAUGUUAUGGUCUAUCGUGCUGCACAUCCGUGGAAGAGAUACGAGAACAUCUCAUUUCAAACUAAAGAAGCGAAUUUCCAAACUUGCAGCAAAAGAUGCGUUCUUCAGACACCCCCUUGCUAUGCCUUCAGCUAUCGUGAAUCCGAUGGAUCAUGCCAGCUGGUUCUCGAUGGGAAAAGCGACCUUGUGGAAGCCAACGGAUUUGAAUCCUUCGUUCGGAGACUGUGCCUGACGGAGUAUCCGAAGAUUGAGAACGCCACCGUAUCCUUUGAGGAUUGGAGCGGAGAAUACCCAGCUCCAACUGGAGGAAGAGUUAUUUUCCGUUGUCCGCAUCCCAAAGGAUUCUCUGAUGGUUCUCAAGUCCACACGGCUGAAUGCUCUUCAUCACCUGAUUCUUGGUGUAGCUCCUUCAAGGGAGACACGAUUACAUUGGGAAAACCUUUCCUUGAAUUCUGUGACAUUCCUUUCUGCGAGAUUCAAGAACUUCAAGCUGGAUCCGAGGGGAACGUGUAUCCCGAAUGCAGACUGAGUGAGAAAGGAAUGGAAUAUGUGGGGACAAAGAAUGUGACUGAGACGGGAAAGCUUUGCCUUAAUUGGGAAUCUCAGCCGUAUGGUAUGCCAUGGGAUUUUUUCAAUCAGGAAAUGGGAUAUUGGGAUCAUUUCAUCAAUGUGGAUCCAUCAAUCCACAAGAAUUACUGCCGGAAUCCUGCUCUGUACAGGGAAAAGCCAUGGUGCUUCGUCUCUGACGCAGAUAUAAAGUGGGAGUACUGCGACAUUCCCUUCUGUCAUAAUCUCGAGCCGCAAGAAUGCAAGCUGACUAGAAGCGGCGGUGAAUAUGUCGGAAGGCGGAAUAUGACCAUAUCGGGAAUCCCAUGCCAACAUUGGUUGGCAAGAUUACCAGAUUAUCACGAUUCCAUUAGUGACUCACUUUCAGCAUUUCCAGAUGAAGUUGAUGGAAGCCACAACUUCUGCCGCAAUCCUAGGGGGAAUGCCCAUGGUCCAUUGGAGUGCAAAAAUAACCGAAGAGGUGACAAAUAUAUGGGAACGAAGAAUGUUACGAAAUCAGGUUACCCUUGCCAGCUGUGGAUGAGCAGGUCACCCAAUGAUUACUAUCCUGAAGAUUUCUAUGUGCAAGCUGAAUCAUUCCCGGACGACUUGCAUCCUUCUCACAACUUUUGUCGGAAUCCUACUGGAAAGUUGGACGGUCCUUGGUGCUAUAAUGGAGCUGGAACUCAUCCUCAAGUAGAUGAGUGUGAUAUCGGGGGCCUGGUCGUGCAAGGGCAGGCGUUCGCAGAAGCCACGAACCAGCCGAACUCGUCGUUCGCCGCGGCCAGGUUCGACGGGAUCCUCGGCAUGGGAUACAAGGCGAUAUCAGUGGACCUCAUCCCGACGGUGUUCGAGAACAUGGUCCAGCAGGGGCUGGUCCAGAGGCCGGUCUUCUCCUUUUACCUCAAUCGUGACAUGUCGUCCGAAGACGGCGGAGAACUCAUUCUUGGAGGUUCUGAUCCCGACUACUACAUCGGGAAAUUCACCCACGUCCCCGUGACGCGUGAGGGUUAUUGGCAGUUCAAGAUGGACAAGGUGAGAGUGGGUCCUCGCGCCGUUUACUGCUCGGAGGGAUGCCAGGCCAUCGCCGACACGGGGACGUCGUUCGUCCUGGGCCCUCGGGACGAGAUCGCCGCGAUCGUCAAGGACGUCGGGGCGGAGCUCGACGGCUCGGGGAACUACAGGACACCCCCCUGCUAUGCCUUCAGCUAUCGUGAAUCCGAUGGAUCAUGCCAGCUGGUUCUCAAUAGGAAAAGUGACCUUGUGGAAGCCAACGGAUUUGAAUCCUAUGUUCAGAGACUGUGCCUGACGGAGUAUCCGAAAAUUGAGAACGCCUCCAUAUCCUUUGAGGAUUGGAGCGGAGAAUACCCAGCUCCAACUGGAGGAAGAGUUAUUUUCCGUUGUCCGCAUCCCAAAGGAUUCUCUGAUGGUUCUCAAGUCCACACUGUUGAAUGCUCUUCAUCACCAGAUUCUUGGUGCAGCUCCUUCAAGGGAGACACGAUUACCUGUAAACCGUUGUAUAAGUAUCCUGAGUGCCGGUUGACAAAGAGGGGAAGAGAAUACAUUGGGAAGGAGAAUACGACGGAAUCAGGAAAGGAGUGUCUGCGAUGGGACCCUCAACCUUACGAAACACCCCAUGACUUCUUCGAAAAUGUUACAUAUUCUGAGCACUUUUCCAACCUGGAUAUCUGGUCUCACAAGAACUACUGCCGCAACCCAUCUGGAAGGGAUAGGCCAUGGUGUUUCGUCAUGGACAAAGAUGUCGAAUGGGAAUAUUGUGAUAUACCUAUGUGCACGGAUACAGACCCUCCAGAAUGCAAGAUAACUCAACAGGGCGGUGAAUACAUUGGAAGGAAGAACGUGACCCAUUCAGGAUUCCAAUGCAAACUGUGGGGGGGAAAUUGGACAAUCACAAUACCUGGAAUUGGAUCGUUCUUCAUACCAGCAUUUCCAGAUUAUAAAGAAACUGAGGAGUCGCACAACUUCUGUCGCACUCCUGACGCAGACGUCGCUCCUUGGUGCUUGACUGAAGCGGAAGAUCUCGACUUUGAAUUCUGUGACAUUCCCUUCUGUGAGAUCCAAGAAAUUCAAGCUGGACCCGAGGGGAACGUGUAUCCCGAAUGCAGACUGACUGAGAAAGGAAAGGAAUAUGUGGGGACGAAGAAUGUGACUGAAACGGGAAAAGCUUGUCUCCAUUGGGAGUCUCAGCCGUAUGGUAUGCCAUGGGAUUUUUUCAAUCAGAACAUAGCAUAUUCGGAUCACUUCAUCAAUAUGGACUCAUCCAUCCACAAGAAUUACUGCCGGAAUCCUGCUCUGCACAGGGAGAAGCCAUGGUGCUUCGUCUCUUACCCAGACAUCAAAUGGGAGUACUGCGACAUUCCCUCCUGUCAUAAUCUCGGUGCGUCCCUCAAAUCAAUCCUGGCGAUAUUGGCUGCUUCACAACUUGAGUGUAGUUUCAUUCUCUUUCAGAUCCGCCAGAAUGCAAGAUGA
This is a messenger RNA of Darwinula stevensoni, 3342 nucleotides long. The record is from the annotation of a GenBank genome assembly. NCBI's taxonomy places the organism in Eukaryota, Metazoa, Arthropoda, Ostracoda, Podocopida, Darwinulidae.